UGUUUUACACAAAAUAAAAAUAAUUUUAAACGUUUACAUUAAUUUAAGAAUUAUUUCUACUUUUCCAUAAUUUUUUGCAAAUUUUUCAACAUAAAAGUUAAAGAACAAUAAAACAAAAUGCCUAAAGAUAAAAAACAUAAAAAGGAUGAUCACCGUGAAAGACACCACAAGCACAAAUCCAAACAUAAGCAUAAAUCUAAAUCAAAGAAAAAAUACCGCUCAUCUUCCUCUUCAAGUUCCUUGUCGUCAUCAUCUAGUGGCGAUGAAUCUCUACCCAAAAAUGUCCAACUUUUAAAAGCUCUCGAGGAAAGACGUAUCAAAGAGGAAUUAGAGAGGAAGCGACUUAAAGAGGAGCUAAAGGCGAAAGAGACGCCAGAACAAAAACGCGAAAGACGUUUGAGAGAAAAGGAAGCCAAGGAAUUAAGAAGAAAACAACGCAUGGGUUGGGAUAAUGAAUAUCAAACAUAUACAGAUCAAGAUAAUCCUUUUGGUGAUUCCAACUUGACCUCCACCUUUGUAUGGAAUAAAAAACUACAGAAACAAGGUUUAAAAGAUGUCCCCAUACAAACAGUGGAGGCAUUAAAUAGACAAAAACAAAUGGAAAAUAAAUUGGAAUUGGAAAAAGUUAAGAAACGUAGGUUGGAGAGAGAAAAGGAAAAACAAGCUAGAGAAGAAGAAAUGAUAUUGCAGCAAAGACAAAAGGAGGCAGCACAAUUUCAUGAAUGGGAGAAACAAGAAGAUCAAUUUCAUUUGGAACAAGCUCGCUUGCGAAGUGAAAUACGCAUACAAGAUGGCAGAGCAAAGCCUAUAGAUUUACUAGCCCAAUACAUAAACAGUUCAAAGUUGGAGGAUGCCAUCGAAAUGCAAAUGCAUGAGCCUUACUACAUACUCAAUGGUUUGUGCAUCAAAGAUUUGGAAGACCUUCUGGUGGACAUUAAGGUCUAUAUUGAAUUGGAAAAAGGUGAACAUAUAGAUUUUUGGAAUGAUAUGACCAUUAUUGUAGAAGAUGAAUUACAAAAACAAAGAAAACAAGCAGAACAAGAUGAAGCCGCAAGUUCUCGUCGAGAGGGUAUACACGAAAGUGUGGUAAAGGAUGUGACGGGUAUAUUUCGUAACAAAACCAUAACACAAUUAGAUGAAAUGAGAGCAAAAAUAGAAGGGAAAAUUGAGGCUCGUACGGAAGGAGUGGAUAUUAGUUAUUGGGAAAAUAUAUUAUCACAACUAAAGGCUCACAUGGCUAGAGCACGCUUAAGAGAUCAUCAUCAAAAGAAACUUAGAGAAAAGUUGGACCUAUUAAAAACAUCAACGAUUAAAGAAGAGCCACAGGAAAGUUCGCCACAACAUCAUGAGGGCCGUGAAACCCAGGAGGCCAGAGAAGAAAGCGAAGAAACCCAACAGGAAAUAUAUGAAAAUGAUUGCUUUAAUCUCUACAAUGAAGGUAACUACAGUCCUCAAUAUAUAUCCUCCGAAGUGCAGUUCUCCUCACUUAAUAUUGUGGACGAAGAAGAGGAUGAAAUGAAUUUGAAAUAUGAAAGACAACAGCUGCUGGAAAAUAAUACAGAAAAUGUCAACUACAGCCAAGAGGAAGUCAAUAUGCGUCACGAAGCUCGCAAGGGCAUGUCUAAUGAUGAAGUCGAAUUUAGCGUUGAAAUGCCUUGUGAUAACUCACUCGCCAUACAACUGGCCACUGAUAAAUAUCGUCCACGUAAACCUCGUUACUUUAAUCGUGUACACACCGGCUUCGAGUGGAAUAAAUACAAUCAAACACAUUACGAUAUGGACAAUCCUCCACCGAAAAUUGUUCAAGGUUAUAAAUUUAAUAUAUUCUAUCCGGAUCUUAUAGACAAAUCGAAGACACCACAAUAUUUCCUUACACAAUGUGAAGAUAAUCCCGAUUUUGCUAUUUUACGUUUUCAUGCUGGACCACCCUAUGAGGAUAUUGCCUUUAAGAUUGUUCAUCGCGAAUGGGAGUUCAGUUAUAAGCGUGGUUUUCGUUGUCAAUUUCAUAAUAACAUCUUUCAGUUGUGGUUCCAUUUCAAACGCUAUAGAUAUCGUCGUUAAAGGAAGAAAGAUGGUUUCUGUUUAUUUUACGACUGUUUUGUGUAUAAAUUUAAAUGUUAAUUAAAAUAUAUUUUAAUAAAGAUUAUUGUAAUACAUAAAUACAUA
This is a messenger RNA of Lucilia cuprina (Australian sheep blowfly), 2166 nucleotides long. It is a transcript of the gene cactin, whose product is annotated as cactin. Gene Ontology annotation, molecular function: protein binding. The transcript has a single exon. Lineage: Eukaryota; Metazoa; Arthropoda; Insecta; Diptera; Calliphoridae. Gene Ontology annotation, biological process: mRNA cis splicing, via spliceosome. Gene Ontology annotation, cellular component: cytoplasm; spliceosomal complex. The coding region runs from base 118 to 2061 and encodes 647 amino acids. The record is from RefSeq and is a predicted model, not a curated record.